AUGAGAAGGAAGAGCAGCAAAGAUGUCUUCUCUGGUUACUUGGGGCACCGGGGAACGCUAUUCGAUCCCUUCUCCACUGACAUCUUGGACUGGGACCCCUUUGCGAGGCUGGUUUUGGGACGCCGGCCGGCGCGCACCAACGUGGAGUGGCGGGAGACCGCGAACGCCCACAUCAUCACCGCCGAUCUCCCCGGUGUGCGCAGGCGUGAAGAGGGAGAGGUGGAGGACGGCAGCGUGCUGCGGAUCAACGGAGAGAUGACGGAGGAGGUGGAGCAGGGGGACACGUGGCACCGGUGGAGCGGCGGAGGAGGAGCUUCAGCCGGCGAUUUCGGCUGCCGGAGAACGCCAACAUGGCGGUGA
Molecule: messenger RNA, 360 nt
Organism: Musa acuminata AAA Group (dessert banana)
Lineage: Eukaryota; Viridiplantae; Streptophyta; Magnoliopsida; Zingiberales; Musaceae
Product: 17.8 kDa class I heat shock protein-like
Exons: 2
Coding region: 1-360 (119 amino acids)
Source: RefSeq, a predicted model, not a curated record